AUGGAUGGACUCGACAAAAGAGAAACAGUUGGAGAGAAGAUAGAUGGAGAGAAAGGAGAUGAAUACGUUACUGUUGCCAAAACAAUGCAGGUCGUCAUAGUGGACGAAGAAAAGUAUAGAGAAUUCGAACCGAUCAACGAGAUGAUCGUGAAUAGGAGUGGAGCCAAACUGCAACCGGAGCCAAAGUUUGUGAUCAGUGGAUUGGUGGAUGAUGAGGAGUAUUUGAUGAAGUUACGCAUUGAAUUGGUAGACGAGUCAAGAUACACAUUCAGGAGAAAUCAAUGGGUUCCAGUGUCCGUGUGUGUCAAGAAUGCGUUUUACAGUAAAAUGGGAGUAGCUGAAAGCCGGAAGGAAUCAGGUGCCACGUGGCACUCAAGAAUUGUACAGUUUGAUAAAAUGCGGAUUUCGAGAGAGUUUGGGGCAAUGAAACGGAAUAUGGCAUACUUGGAACCAGGUCACAAAUACAUUCCAAUCCUUUCAAUCGUAAAUGUUUCAACUGGAGUUUCAAUCGAUUAUCGUUUUGAUCUACUUCAAUUCAUUGCUGUCAAAAGCUAUCAAUCUAUACCAGUUCGACAUGCAAAGAAAGCAAAUCUAGUGUGUCCUCUUCUUCCUUCCAGUCCCAUUGAAGAAGAGAAACCAGCAAGCCUUCUUUCUCUAAAACUUCUUCCUCAAGAAUCUCAACAACAAGUUGUCCAAUGGCAGCCGGCUUAUUCGUAUGGAGGAUAUGGGAUGACAGAAAUACCGUACCAUCCUCCUCCUCAAAAUGCGUAUCCAUUUGAUUAUUUCGUUCCUUACCCACAACUACAGUAUCCCAUUCAACACGCAAUACAGUACCCUGUUCCUUUCACUCCAAUACAGUAUGCUCCGAUAAAACGUCAGAUGAUUCAACAAUUAAUCCAAGAGGAGCAACAAGAGGAAGUGGAAAUUGAUGAAAAUGAGGACGUCUACAUUCCAGAAUACGGUUGGAAUCCAAUUCUUGUCCCUGGAUGCAAAACAGAGCAUAUUUAUGAAAUUGGACAUCAUUUGUUAGGAUUUCAUCAUGAUAUAUGGGCUCCACAAGAUAUGGAACUCGAAAAUUUGUACUAUAGGACUGAACAAGUAACAACGAAAGCAGGACGAGUUCUUCUGAAUGGUGUUAGUGGAUGUGCUGUUCCGGGAGAAGUGAUCGCUUUGAUGGGAGCUAGUGGAGCUGGAAAAACGACACUUUUGAAUACAUUGCUUCAGAGGAAUCUGAAAGGAUUAGAAGUAGAAGGGGAGAUUCUGGUGAAUGGACAGAAUAUUGGAAAAGGAGUGACCAGUGUGUCAGCAUAUGUUCAGCAGGAGGAUCUUUUUAUGGGAACACUGACAGUAAAAGAACAUUUGGAUAUCCAAGCGAAACUUCGUCUUCCACCUGGAACAUCAUCAUCUGAAAGAACUAAACGAGUCGAGGAAGUGAUGAAGGAGAUGCUUUUGGAGAAACCCAAGAACAGUCGAAUCGGAAUUCCGGGAAUCAAAAAAGGAAUUUCCGGGGGAGAAAUGAAACGAUUAGCGUUUGCCACUGAAAUGAUCAACAAUCCUCCAAUCAUAUUUUGCGACGAGCCAACAACUGGAUUGGAUUCUCAUAUGUCCCUUCAAGUGGUCAAAACACUGGAAGCGAUGGCUAUGGAAAAGGGAAAGACUAUCAUCUGCACUAUCCAUCAACCAUCAUCAGAAGUUUUUGAAAUUUUCGAUAAGGUCGUGUUUCUUGCACAAGGACGAAUCGCAUUCCAUGGCGCUAUUGACGAGGCUAUUCAUCAUUUUUCUGCAUGUGGGUACCAAGUACCCGACCAUACAAACCCUGCUGACUAUUUCAUCGAUACUUUGGCAAUCCGACCAUCUGAAGCUGAAACCUGCAAGAAGCGUUGCCAAGAAUUGUGCGACAAGUUUGAGAAGAGUAUCUACCAUGAGCGUCUUCUGAAAUUGAUGACCCAAACAGAAGAUGUUCGAGCAAUGACUCCACAUCAUUCAGCAUCCUACUUCGUCCUUCUGGCUGCUCUAUUUCAUAGAUACAUGUUAGACAACAUCCGCAAUCCCGCAAUUAUGAAAGCAAAACUAAUUCAAAAGUUAUUCAUGGGCCUUUUCAUUGGACUCUUGUUCUACGGACUCGAUGUUGAUCAGGAUGGUUUGGCCGGAUACAAAGGAGCUCUCUUCUACUACAUUUCUGAAUUGACCUACUCUACGAUUUUCGGAAUUCAAGCGUUUAUGCCAGCUGAUUAUCCGCCGUUGGUCCGCGAGUACGAUGACAGAAUCUAUCCGAUUUCCGCCUACUACAUUGCCAAAAUCCUAUCGUUUCUCCCGAUUUUCACAGUUGAUGGAAUUGUUCUCGUUUUGGCUUCUUACUUUUUUGUUGGAUUCCCAAUUAAUUUCGUAACAUUUAUCCGACAACUGAUAACUUGUAUGAUUAUUGAGUGGAAUGUUGCUGCAUUGGGAAUUGCUGUUUGUGCUACUGCUCCGUCCUACGCGAUUGCUGUCACAGUCACUGGACCUCUUUUGACAGUAUUCUCUCUAACUGGAGGACUCUUCACAAAUGUUACCGAGAUGCACGCGUGGAUCAGUUGGGUGCAGUAUCUCUCGUGGUUCCGAUAUGGAUAUGAAUCUCUCGUGGUCAACCAAUUCGAGCAUGAAAAGUUUUCGAACAUCACUUGUCAAGCAAUGGAUCCUCAUGGGAUCAAACAAUCGAUUCCAGCUUCGUUGUGUGAAGAAAGUGGACAAACUGUCGUCAAGAACUUCUCGUUCGAUCCAGGAAAUUUGUAUACCAAUUGGAUAGCAAUGAUCUAUUUGACCUUUGUGAUUUAUAUCGUUGGAUAUGUUGGUCUCGUUCGAAGAGUCAUUGCUAAUCGUUGA
Molecule: messenger RNA, 2862 nt
Organism: Caenorhabditis briggsae
Lineage: Eukaryota; Metazoa; Nematoda; Chromadorea; Rhabditida; Rhabditidae
Gene: Cbr-wht-8
Product: Protein CBR-WHT-8
Exons: 11
Coding region: 1-2862 (953 amino acids)
Biological process (GO): positive regulation of DNA-templated transcription
Cellular component (GO): nucleus; plasma membrane
Molecular function (GO): ATP hydrolysis activity; ABC-type transporter activity; ATP binding
Source: RefSeq, a predicted model, not a curated record